Molecule: messenger RNA, 2706 nt
Organism: Caenorhabditis remanei
Lineage: Eukaryota; Metazoa; Nematoda; Chromadorea; Rhabditida; Rhabditidae
Exons: 11
Coding region: 1-2706 (901 amino acids)
Biological process (GO): G protein-coupled receptor signaling pathway
Cellular component (GO): membrane
Molecular function (GO): protein binding; protein-hormone receptor activity; G protein-coupled receptor activity
Source: RefSeq, a predicted model, not a curated record
AUGACAUGCUCAACAUAUCGAUCGAUUCUUCCACCAUCAUUCAUUUUUCUAUUCCUUCUAUUCACCGUAUCCCUAUGCCAGAAUGCGUUGAGUCUAGCCGAAACGAAACAUUCGUGUAUGGCGUUAAAAGCAGAUAUCGGUGGAGGAGGCGGAUGUGUUUGUAAACAAACGAAAAGGUACAAGCAACCCGAGUGUUGUUGUAUGGGAUGGGAGGUGUCACAGUUGUCGGACGACUUGGUUGAGGAUGUCGGCUAUUUAUACCUCCACAACACCUCCAUCACCGAGAUCACGCCCAACUUUUUCGAUGCCUACCCAUCGAUUCGUGAGCUAGAAAUCGACAACUCGGUCCAUCUCGAGCAUAUCGACGGAGUUUCCUUCACCGUUUUGCCUAAACUCCGAAAACUUUCCGUUGUGAGAUGUCCGAAUUUGCGAGAGAUUUCCGGGAAACUAUUGGUGAAUAACACGAAGAUUCAGACUGUGAUAUUGAAGAAUAACGGACUUCGCACAAUGCCAUCACUCAGAAUGACAGAUUCACAUCAUGUUACUGUAGAUCGGAUUGACUUGUCGCAGAAUAAGCUAAGACUCAACAAUAACCCAAAUCUUAGAAGUCUUUCAGUCGACGCUUUUAAGAAUAUGGGCGGUCUGCAAACGUUGGACUUGUCGCAUACCUCCAUCAGCACUUUACCUAUAAACGGGCUGAAAAAAUUGAAGACGUUGGUACUGAACAAUGUGCCAACCCUCAAGCGGCUACCGAGUGUUCUAAGUUUUACGGAUCUGGAAACCGCACACUUCACCUAUCCACAUCAUUGUUGUCUUUUUAAGUACGUCGACGAUGUGACUAUGAAUGAUAAUGGUAAAUACCAACGUAACGCGAAGGAAAUCCACAAGAGAAUUUGCGAGAAGCGGGAGCAACAGAAGAUGGCGAGACGGAAGAAGCGAGAGACUAAAGUGGACUUUUUGGAAAUGUUGUUGAGGGAAUGGACCGAUAAUAGUACUUAUACGGGACCGGAUGACGCGGAUGAGGAUGAGUUGCCGCCCUUCACCGAAAUCGGAGCAGAACCCUGCCAAUCUAUCGGAGAAGAAGUCCAAAAAUACUACUCGAACAUCACCUGCUACCCCCAGCCAGACGCCUUGAAUCCAUGCGAGAAUAUCGUCGGUUACCCAUUCCUCCGUAUCGCUGUAUGGGUUGUCUGUCUAGCAGCUAUCGUUGGUAACAUCAUAGUAUGGGUCUUGUUAGGAAUUGUCUAUGAGAAACGGAUGAGGAUGCAUUACCUGUAUAUGAUAAAUAUGUCGGUGGCGGAUAUGUUUACAGGAGUCUACCUAGCAGUCUUGGCUAUAGCUGAUGCGAAAAUGUCUGAUGAAUACUACCGACACGCUGUCUGGUGGCAGACUGGAUGGGGUUGCCGAGCUGCUGGAUUCCUGGCGGUUUUCGCGUCAGAGCUCGGCAUUAUUUCCAUGUUUCUAAUAGCUUUUGAGAUGUCUUACAACACACGUCAAUCGUUCCGUGGGCGGAGACUCAGCCCAAAAGUUGGAGUGCUUUUGAUGAUUGGAGGAUGGCUAUUUGCUAUCAUUAUGGCGAUUCUCCCUUGGUUCGGAGUGUCUUCCUACUCGGAGAGCAGUGUUUGUCUGCCGUUAAAGGCUACGACGAUGUUUGAUAAGGGUUACUUGAUUUUCGGGUUGAGCUUCAACUUUUUGGCGUUUGCGGCAAUGGCGUUGUCAUAUGGGUUUAUUGUGAAGAUGUUGAAGGAAAACGAAACCCGCGAAGAAGAUCGCGCGCUCAUCACCAAAAUGACCGUACUCGUCGUCACCGAUUUGAUCUGCUGGUUCCCAACCCUCUUCUUCGGAUUCACCGCCACAAUCGGCUUCCCCUUAUUAUCCCUCUCCUCCGCCAAAUUCGUUCUCGUCUUCUUCUUCCCAAUCAACGCGUUUGCCAAUCCAUUUCUCUAUGUUUUCUUUACUGAGGUUAUUCAACAUCGUGUAAGGAGUAAAACCCUUCCAGUCAUCCGACGGAUCACCACUGGUCCCCUGAAUGCAGCGAGCUCCUUAUCCAAUUUUUAUCACUCACAACCUCCUGGAGCUCAUAGGAGAAGUCGAGAUGAGCAAACGAGCCCGUCAGGAAUGCACUUGGCAGUUACCCAGACGACAUCUCUGAACAGCACUCCACGUGGCUCGAACGUCUCUUCACGCGCUUCUGACGCCAUGCUUUUCGAUUAUGACACUAGACGUGGAAGUGCCUCUCCCAGAGUGUCCUUCGACAUCCCUAUCUCACCGACCACGCCCAGAUCAGAUAGAAAAAAUCGGAUAUCAUUCCUGAAACGGAUUGUGUCGUCGGUGCCAGAAGUGUCGGAUCUAUCAGAGCACUCAAGUGAAAGUCAUCAUGAACAUGUGCCUCAUCCACGGAGAAAAUUGAGAUCCUCGUUGAAUCGAAUACUGACGUUGGGGAGGAGACAAGAGGGAUCGGCGGAUUCUGGAAGAGGAUCGAUUGCGUCGUCGGCGGGAUCGCGUGACCAAAACGAGCGUGUCUCCCUGACCAGCAACACUUCCUCUCUUCUCAUCAGUCCCCUUUUAUCUCUCCCCUUCACCCAUACAAACCCAAAUAACUUGAUUCUCCCUCCUGACUCCGCCUCCUCAUCGCCAUCUUCUAACAAAAAUCGCCGUAAAUCGACACCAGCCAUACCACUUCUUGUAGUUUCUGAUUGCUCUUAG